Ceraceosorus bombacis is the source of this 637-nucleotide messenger RNA. The record is from the annotation of a GenBank genome assembly. Lineage: Eukaryota; Fungi; Basidiomycota; Exobasidiomycetes; Ceraceosorales; Ceraceosoraceae.
AUGGCAUCACCACUUCGUCGCGCCACCGGCAUAGGCGCUCGAGCAAGGGCAUCGGCGCACGCAACACCCGUCGGCUCGUUCGUUCUCCCACUUCGCAAGUUGGUGCUGGACUACUGUCCGCAUGGCAUAUCGUCAGAGCCGCUCAGACAAUGGAUGAGGGAUGGAAACGUGGAGAGAUGGGCAAGGGAUAGACCUGCUGUCGAAGUUGUUGUCAGGGAGCGACCCGGAAGGCAUCCGGUUGGACGCGGCGAAUAUCGUGAGUAUUGGAGAGACGAAGCGUCAAAUUGCCCCUCCCCGUCUCGAACGAGCCCGAAUCAGAUGCAACAUCUGCAGCAGAGAGAGUACACAUCCUCGCGGAAGAGCACGUCUCCUAGAAUUCGCAUAUCUUGCCAAUAAGCUGACCACAUCUCGUCCGCCCCGACCCUCAGCACAAAAUCGCGAAAAGGUUGUACCCUUGCAAAAACACGCGUACGAGGAGCUUGAGGGCAGAUUACAGAUGCUGGCAGAUGCAAGUGGAGCCAAGAGGGAUCUCAAGUGGAAGAGAAAUACGGUGAUUAGCGGAAGGGUGGGCAGUGAAGAGGGCGAUGCAGUCAGGGGCAUGUGGAGCCAGUUGCAUGCUGAUGGACGAGAGAUUUGA